Stegastes partitus (bicolor damselfish) is the source of this 2171-nucleotide messenger RNA. RefSeq names its product kidney mitochondrial carrier protein 1. Bases 102 to 962 code for a protein of 286 amino acids. Lineage: Eukaryota; Metazoa; Chordata; Actinopteri; Pomacentridae. The transcript has 9 exons. Gene Ontology annotation, biological process: transmembrane transport. The record is from RefSeq and is a predicted model, not a curated record.
GGCAGAGGUGGAAGCGGGUGUUGCGGUGAAAGUGCGAGCCGAAGACGAGCCAGUAAAGCCCCUUUUUGUUUUUUCUGCGACUCGGUACACGACGGGAGAAAAUGUCUACCGUCAACUGGAAGCCCUUUGUGUUCGGCGGGCUGGCUUCGAUGACGGCGGAGUGCGGGACAUUUCCCAUCGACCUCGCCAAGACGCGUCUUCAAGUCCAGGGCCAGGUGGGCGACAUUAAAUACCGAGAGAUCCGCUACAGAGGCAUGCUCCAUGCCAUGAUGAGGAUAGGACGAGAGGAGGGACUCCGGGCUUUGUACUCCGGAAUCGCUCCUGCCAUCCUGCGCCAGGCCUCCUACGGGACCAUAAAAAUUGGAACAUACCAGAGUUUGAAGCGGCUGCUGGUUGACAGACCAGAGGAUGAGACUCUGCUGACUAAUGUGGCGUGUGGUGUUCUCUCGGGGGUCAUCUCCUCCUCCAUCGCCAACCCCACCGAUGUGCUGAAGAUCCGUAUGCAGGCUCAGGGAAAUGUGAUCCAGGGCAGCAUGAUGGGCAACUUUAUCAACAUCUACCAGGAGGAGGGAACAAGAGGGCUGUGGAAGGGCGUCUCUCUAACAGCUCAAAGGGCAGCUAUCGUGGUCGGAGUGGAGCUGCCGGUUUAUGACAUCACCAAGAAGCAUCUGAUCAUGUCGGGUUACAUGGGGGACACCGUGUACACACACUUCCUGUCCAGCUUUGUAUGCGGUCUGGCGGGAGCUCUGGCCUCGAAUCCAGUGGAUGUUGUCCGGACACGUAUGAUGAACCAGAGAGGAGGAGCGCUGUACCAGGGAACACUGGACUGUCUGCUGCAGACGUGGCGCUCCGAGGGCUUCAUGGCCCUCUACAAAGGGUUCUUUCCCAACUGGCUCCGCCUGGGACCGUGGAACAUCAUUUUCUUCCUCACAUACGAACAGCUGAAGAAGAUCGACGUGUGAUGAGCAGAACGGCGCCGCGAGACACGUAUGAAGAAAAAAAAAGCUCCAAGAUGAGCCGAUUGGACCAAAAUCAGGAAUGGCUGGAUGGUGGUGGAUCCUUGAUGGAACCAACGCGGGGGAAGGGGGGUGCACAAAUGUGGACCUGUGUUAAGGGAUGGCAAGAGAAUCCGCCUGCUUCCUGUUUGGGCUGUAUGUCUCCUGAAGCCUAUGGCAAGUGUGGAAGAGUCUGUGACACACAAACACUCAUCUUUGAUGUUGUAACUCAUCUAAAUCCUACUUUCGGCUUUACCGCUCAACCAUUGGCCGCUCAUGUCACCUAAUUUAUUCACUGUGAAAUUGGAGCGAAUUUCAGGAUGCAGCUUGUUUAUUUCAGUCGGAGGGCUGCUUUAAAGACGGCUCUAAUGUCACGAGGAAAACCAAACACACGAGCGUUUUCAGGCGUCUGCAUUUAAAAUCGAGUGCCUUAGUCUGCGAGGCGGGCUGUCUGAGGACGCAGAAUGUUGGAUAGCAGCCGACAAUCGCCGUGAUCAUUCCCUUUUUGAAAAGAUGAAAAGAAAACAAAGAUGUUUGUGUGCAUGAAUGGACAAAGUUAGUGCUUUUUUUUUGUUGGUUGAUUUUUGUUUGUUUUUUUAUACAUGUUUCUAAAUUGAGAGAUGGGUGUGAGGAAAGAUGGAGUAUUUAAAAAGCAAAGAGCCAAGAAUACAUCCUUGUGUACUGUAAUAAGUUAUUGAAACAGAAAAAACAGUGCUGGUGCUUUGACAGGACACACACACACACACACACACACCACAUGUCCAUAUGUGGUGGGACGACUGGUCCCUCAAGUGUUGACAGUAAAUAUAACCUCAGGCAGCUGCAGCUUGACGCUGCACUCCCUGCCUUCUUAUGUUAUCAUAUAGGUUGCUGUAAGGUGUUACGUAAACCUACAUAUUAUAUUUCCACACACUCCUACUUUUAGACCCCUUAGGUGCUUCAUUUUAUUGCUCAAGGGCGCUAUAGCCACUGCACAUGAUCCACAGCUAUAUUUUCAUAUAAUGUAUUUGCACGCUUAUAAGUGAGCUUUCGUUGUAAGGACUGAUUUCGUUGCUGGCUGUCGUGUGUGAGCUGUUGCUGCUGCCAAAGUGUAAGCCAGUGUACUUUUGUUAAACUUGAUGUAAAAUGCUGCUGUUGUUCUGUAUAUAUUUGAAAUUAAAGGGGGAUAAAAAAAAA